UGUGUAGUGGGUGCUUCACUGAGCCUUCAUUUCUCCCAUCGCAACCACUCAUCUGAGCCGAAUUCCUCUCUUUGACGACGCCCAAUCCUAGGGCUUAGAAUGGGCCUCUCGUAUGUGUUAUUUAGCAAUCAAUGGAAAUAAGCCAUGCGCAUCACAGCCGCACUUAUUGCUCUGAUCUCUAUCACAAACGCUCAGUCCAACUUCACUUCAUUCAUUGACUACGAGUCAAAAGCAGUGGGUUUGCGAGACAGCAAGAAUGAAAUCUGUCUUCGAGUCACAUUUGCCGUUACAAUCAUAAAUCUGAACAUCAAUGGUACGCAAAAUCGUCUACCGUUCGAUCUUACGUCAGCAUUUAUUUCCGGCUACUGUGCCAAAGAAGCAAAGGGCGAUGCGUUGCUUACAGCUACUUCCGUGCACAAUAAUAGGGAAAAAGUCAUGCGAUUUUAUUUUGGCACGAAAACUGUACUCGUGAAGAAAUACGAGGAACUGCGCUGGCAGCUUCGCAAUGUGGUCUAUGAGGAGAGCUAUAAGGAUGAAACUGUGACUUUCAAGUCUGACAACUCGUCAAUCAUCAUAACAGCUCCAUUGGCACAGAAAUAUGUUUGCAAGGAUCGUAUCAAUAUCACUUUGCACUCAGAAGGAUACAACGAUCUGAUCGCCGAAUUUUCACCGGAUAUCGACGUUCAGCCAUAUGGACCCAAGAGCAAUUUCUAUCUGUGCGAACGCACACGUAAACGUACACUGGCGGAAUCGUUCCAAAACAAAGCCACUAUAUUCUCUGGAGUUGUAUUGGGACUGACUGCAGUUUCCGCAAUGAUCGGACACACUAUCAGACGACAUUUCAUUCCGGAAAGGAAGCAAAUGUACGAAAAUCUUGGCGUUCAGUAAUACGUUAAUAUUCACAUAGCUUCCUGGCGUUGAGCCUGUGGGCUUAGCCAUACAAGGCUGUAGUUAUAUUAUUGUAUGGUAAUAAUAACUGAUUAAAUGGC
Messenger RNA from Cylicocyclus nassatus, 989 nucleotides. NCBI's taxonomy places the organism in Eukaryota, Metazoa, Nematoda, Chromadorea, Rhabditida, Strongylidae. The record is from the annotation of a GenBank genome assembly.